This is a messenger RNA of Halteromyces radiatus, 1193 nucleotides long. RefSeq names its product rRNA 2'-O-methyltransferase fibrillarin. The transcript has 5 exons. Gene Ontology annotation, cellular component: box C/D methylation guide snoRNP complex; small-subunit processome; nucleolus. The coding region runs from base 1 to 942 and encodes 313 amino acids. NCBI's taxonomy places the organism in Eukaryota, Fungi, Mucoromycota, Mucoromycetes, Mucorales, Cunninghamellaceae. Gene Ontology annotation, molecular function: RNA binding; histone H2AQ104 methyltransferase activity; rRNA methyltransferase activity. The record is from RefSeq and is a predicted model, not a curated record. Gene Ontology annotation, biological process: rRNA methylation; box C/D sno(s)RNA 3'-end processing.
AUGGCUUUUGAAGGACGUGGUGGAGGUCGUGGUGGAGCUUCUCGUGGUGGCCGAGGUGGUUUUGGUGGCGAUCGUGGCGGCCGAGGUGGUGCUCGUGGUGGUGGUGGCCGAGGUGGUUUCGGUGGUGAUCGCGGUGGCCGUGGAGGUGCUCGUGGCGGUCGAGGUGGUGCCCGUGGUGGUCGAGGUGGUGCUCGUGGUGGCCGUGGAGGCGCUCGUGGAGGUGCUGCUGGUGGAUCCAAGGUUAUCAUCGAACCUCAUCGUCACGAAGGUAUCUUCAUUGCUCGCGGAAAGGAAGAUUUGUUGGUAACCAAGAACUUGGUUCCUGGUGAAUCUGUAUAUGGUGAAAAACGUAUUUCUGUGGAUGGUCCUGAAAACACCAAGAUUGAAUAUCGUGUAUGGAAUCCUUUCCGUUCCAAGAUUGCUGCUGCUGUUUUGGGUGGUAUUGAUCAUUUGCAUAUUGCUCCUGGAAAGAAGGUUUUAUAUUUGGGUGCUGCUUCUGGUACUUCCGUUUCCCAUGUUGCUGAUGUGGUUGGUCCUACUGGUGCUGUUUAUGGUGUUGAAUUCUCUCAUCGUUCCGGUCGUGAUUUGAUCAACAUGGCCAAGAAACGCACUAAUGUUGUACCUAUUAUUGAAGAUGCUCGUCACCCUCACAAAUAUCGUAUGCUCGUUCCUAUGGUGGAUGUUAUCUUUGCUGAUGUUGCUCAACCUGAUCAAGCUCGUAUUAUCACUCUCAAUGCUCAUCACUUCUUGAAGAACAACGGUCAUAUUGUCAUUUCCAUCAAGGCUUCUUGUAUUGAUUCUACUGUAGAUGCUGCUACUGUAUUUGCUCGUGAAGUUAAGAAACUCCAAGAAGAACGUGUCAAACCUCAAGAACAAUUGACUUUGGAACCUUAUGAAAGAGAUCAUGCUGUGGUGGUUGGUCGUUAUGUCCGAAACAAGUAAAUCCUCUUGUUUUUUUUAUUUAUUUUAUGUUUUGUCAUUUCUACAAACGCAUUUGCUCUUAGUUUAUCAUUCUCCUUAGAUUGUCUGUAAAUACUCUUCUUUUCUUCUUUUUUUAUUUUUUGUUGUGGCUCCAUCUACACUUCUAUUUCCCUUCAAAAAAAAAAAAAAAACAACAACAACAACUGUGUUCUAUUCUAUUUCUUAUUAGAUUAUUAUCAAUAAAAGAAAUGUCUUCUUGUAACAUCUAUAAA